Paraglomus brasilianum is the source of this 420-nucleotide messenger RNA. The record is from the annotation of a GenBank genome assembly. Lineage: Eukaryota; Fungi; Glomeromycota; Glomeromycetes; Paraglomerales; Paraglomeraceae.
AUGGAAACAGACUCUGGCACCUCGUCAACAUUCCUUCCUUCCACAGUCUGUUCUUCUACCUCUACCCUCACUACCCAGACACCAGCUGUAACUACAACACCAACAAACGCUGAUUUCGAAGAGCCUCUUCAAGCGAGGUUUCUUGUUCUCGAAAGGAAGUUAUGGGAACUCGAAGUGAAUGCUGAGAGAGAUGUAGGAUCUAGUAUUGAUGUCGGUGAAUUGGAUAACAUGCAAGAUAUGCAGAGGGGAGCGAGUGAAGUUAGAAGCGUGGAAGAUACGGAAGUUGACAGAGAAGACGAGAGUGUAAUUGAAACAGUGAUUGAUGAAAAACUACAUUAUCAUCAAAUACUUCGUAAGCUUGGCUUUGACGGGAUCAACUGUCUGGAUGAUAUCUGUACGGGUCUCGAUAGAGUUAUAUGA